GCUGCUCCGCAUUGAUGCUCCGCUCGCCGGCCGCGCUCCGGCCCCAUCGCCGCCGUGCAGAUUCCUUCCACGACCUCUGUUGAAAACUCUCCUAAGCCUCUCUGCAAUCCUGUCUGCUUUUUCCCUAUGCCAGUCUCUCGUGUACGCUGUUAAUGGAGAAGAGGUCGAAUGACAGCCGGGACUGUGGUCAUCACAGGUGGAAUAUUAGCGACCGUCAUUUUGCUUUGUAUCAUCGCGGUUCUCUGCUACUGUAGGCUCCAGUAUUACUGCUGCAAAAAAGACGAGUCCGAAGAGGAUGAGGAGGAGCCAGACUUCGCCGUGCACUCCCACAUCCCUCCACUCCACAGCAACCGCAAUGUAGUGCUGACCAACGGGCCCUCCGUCUACGCCGCCUCCUCACCCUUCCACAAAAAGCACUCUCAGUGCCGGACCGUGUGCCCCAGCUGCUCCCAGUAUGAGCCGCCCACCUUCUUCCUCCAGCAGCCCCCCGAAGAGGUCCGCAAUGGGGGCGACCGCGUCAGCUACAAGAACAUCAGCCAGGAAGAUAUUGAACUGCCGGUGAGCGUAUCGAACCUGCAAGCGCUGAACCCAAACCGCCUCUCGGCCAUGCGGGAGGCUUUCUCUCGCAGCCGGAGCAUAAGCACGGAUGUCUGAGCUGCUAGAGCCUGGACAUAGUGAGCUGGCCAGCCCGUGUGAGGCUUUUUUCUACAACAUCCGAGCCUUUAAUAAUGGUGAAACUCUUUUAAAAAAAAAAAUCUGUGGAAGUGUUUUAAAAUGAUGAAUGUAUUUAUACGUUAUAUAUAGCUAUACAUAUAGUAAACCACUAUAUAAAGUGCAAAAAUAAAGGGUGGGGUGGGAGAGAGAGGGGGAGAGGGCCAUAGCAUAUGCUGCUUGGAGAGGUUUUGUGGGGCUGCACAUUUAAUUAAUUUUUUUUUUUAUUAGAUGAGAUUUUGAUAUUGUGCAUCCUUUUAUACCCAUCAAGAGGUCCCCUGAUGACCAUCAAGGUGGUGAAUACCAGCAGGUACAGGUGCAGGGGCCGUCACAGCAAGACAAUGCUGCACAAGCCAACAGGCAUCUGUCAUCCCUCUUGGAGGGUCAAACCUAUCCUUGAGCUGGGGGGGCCCAGCCUACAUACCACUGCAGACCUGGAAAUGGCACCAAAGUGGAACUGAGCGGUGUACGGGCCUUCUGCCGGGCUCGAAGGGGAAUGUCACCCUGAACGAGCAGUCAACAGAGAUGGGCUUGGUCUACAAGUUAGUGAACCAUAAUGGUCAUCUCUGACCUUUCUACAAUGCAGGAGUUCUCGCUCUUACUCUUGCUCUUUUUCUCUCUACUGUCUAUUUAUUGGGCACAACCCCGUGUGCAGAAGGAUGCCCCCCGCCCCCCAAGAUACAGGAUGCACAGCUAACGCGUGGUCUUGUCCUCUAGAAGAGGCUUCCAGAGGUGAAAUGCAUCUGUCCCUAGGGAAAGUAAUUGGGUUUUUUUAACACCACCAUCUGAUUCCUAUGUAACAGGAGAGAGACAAUUUAUCGCCAAGCAACUUUGGUUUUCCAAACCCCCCCCCCCCCAAAUGAUACUAUACACACGCACUUCUGAACUGGGCAACUGAGGGCUAAGCAAAAAAAAAAAGGAGACUUUUUCCCCAGUUUUUUUCCACCUGGAAACACAUCACAAGGCUUUUAGGCAGAGGCAAUGGACCGGUCUCAAUUCCAAGCCACUGGCAGAGCUCCGAUAACAAGAAUUUCUAAUUCACAGCAAAAGCCAGGGUCAUGCCCCACCUCAAAAAGGGGCUGCUAUGCAGCCAGUAGUGCCCAAGGCCCAUGCCCAGCUUAUCUAUUUCUCCACCCCCUGGUCCCUCUGCUGUCUUGAACAGCAACUGCUCUGGAAGCACCGUCUUCUGAAGUUUUCAAACUCCUGCUCACAGAUGAAAGUGGAAAUGCACCGCGGUUAUCUUGCCUUUCAUGAUAACGGUCCGACACGCUGGGAAAGUGUUGGGAUAGUGGCAAGGCAGAGAGCUAGAUCCCCCCCCUUGAGAGGAAACACAAUCUGUGACCUUGCCGUGGUAUUUUAACAGGCAGACGAGCUAAUCUCAGCCUGUGUGCACUGAAGACAUGAUCGGGCUUGUAAAUUCUUGAUGUUGCAACUCGAAAAGCACCAUGCUUAGCGGUCGGAGGAACGCCAUAUGCUGAUGGAGGAAGGCAAGCCUUUCCCUGGAUAAAACACAAUCAAAAGGAACCAUUUUCUUCUCGUUUAAGAAACAAACCAUUUCUAAUUUCUUUAGAAGAGGGAACCAGCAAUAGCAUAAGCUCUUCCACAGGCGUGCGCACGUGUGGUCCUCUCUCAAGGCUGCUUGUGUUUUUCUGAUGCAUACGACUUGUCUUCUGAACGCUCUCCUUUCUAACGUCAUUAUACACAAUUCAGGCUAAAAGCAGCGCUCCGUAAUCACAGAACGACUCGCUCGUUUGCAGAGAAGACCGGACCGGCUGCAAAUAGACUCUAACGGCCUCCGCGUCGCGCCUGCAUCCCAGGCUCAUUAUUAAAGAUGCACUCUCCGAGGAGAAAGCAGUCGUUUCAGACUCGUCCGCUUAUAAAUACUGUAUAUGGCCCAACUGGAUAUUUUACUUUUGCCCUCGAGGGUUUUUUUUUUAAUUCCAUGGGAGACCUUUUUAAUGUGCAAGUUAUUCUUUACAACUGAAUAUCUUAGACAUUCUUGGGGUGGGGGGCCUGUCUUGGUUUGUAACAAGUCUAAUAUGCCUGGUUUCUUCCUUCUUGAGCUGUGUAACUGGGGAAGCAUUGAUGUCAAUGUGUUUGCUGGGGAAUGGUGUUCUGUCUUCUGAGUAAUCUAGUGUAACAGCAGCCGCUUCUAUAGCUCUCUUAAUUUGUACACUCCCUGACUCCAGUUUGUUUCAAAUGCAUUUAGACUUUGGAUCCUUUGCCUUUUCUGUGGACAGACUUCUCUUUCCAUCUUCCCUCUUUUUUUCCCAGUAGACCUUCGACACCUUAGCAAGCCACGUCAUCCGUUUCACUCACCUUCACGCGGUGAACUGCUGUACAGGACUUCUGAGCUCACUGAGAAAAAAAUUUAAAUAAUAAAAAAAAAUAAAAUAAACUACUCUUUGACAUGG
Molecule: messenger RNA, 3125 nt
Organism: Gavialis gangeticus (Gharial)
Lineage: Eukaryota; Metazoa; Chordata; Crocodylia; Gavialidae
Gene: FAM163B
Product: family with sequence similarity 163 member B
Exons: 4
Coding region: 169-654 (161 amino acids)
Source: RefSeq, a predicted model, not a curated record